UAUUUCUAAACUUCACACGCCCCUCAUUGAAAGUGACUACCACUGAAGACUUUUUAGACAGCAGUUUCGCCCACUCAGCACCCUGACUUCCCAUUUCAGUACUAUAGUUUUGAAGCCCAUGGGCUGCUGUCCGUGUAUCCUGGCACUCGGUGUUCUUGAAAAGGUUUGAAGCGGAGCCGACAUGGACUCCAGCAGCACGACUUCCAAAACGCAGAAGCUUUUAGUGCGUAUCUAAUGUGAGCCGGCUGGAACAAGAAGACGGACGAACAAGAAGAAGAAGAGAGAGGAGCAACAGCGACUGGUCCUUAGCUCGAAAAGUUAAAAGUUUGUUGGUGAAAUUAGACGAAUUUUCUGAAGCACGACACGAUAGCAACACUUGUUGAGGAUCCUUGUUGGGGGUCAAUCAUCAUCCUGCUUGACAGCGCUACACCGAAAAGUCAUCACAAUGGGAAGGUUAUUCAUCAGCCCUAGCACACCCAACAAGUCAAUGGUGUUCACCUCCAUCUUCAACUCCAGCUGUCGCUUCGAUGAGGAGUUCAAAUACAUCCUGCUUCCAGUGUCCUACAGUCUGGUGUUUGUGGUCGGUUUCGUGCUCAACGCUGCAGCUCUGUGGCUCUUCCUGAAGAUGCGUCCGUGGAACCCGACCACAGUGUUCAUGUUCCACCUCGCCCUCACCGACUUCCUGUACGUCCUCUCGCUGCCCACUCUCAUCUACUACUACGCCAACCGCAGUCACUGGCCCUUUGGGGUGGCUGCCUGCAAAGCUGUGCGAUUCCUCUUCUAUGCCAACCUUUACUGCAGCAUCCUCUUCCUCACCUGCAUCAGCGUGCACCGUUACCUAGGAAUCUGCCACCCCAUCAAGGCGCUGACCCUAGUCAAGUCCCGCCACGCCCAUCUGGUGAGCGGCAUGGUAUGGGCAGUGGUGACCAUCUGCUUGGUGCCCAACCUCAUUUUUGUCACCACAUCCAGGAGAGACAAUGACACUCUCUGCCACGACACGACCAGCCAGGAGGCAUUUGAGGAGUACGUGGACUACAGUUCAGUUGUCAUGGUGCUCCUGUUUGGAGUCCCUUUCCUGGUCAUCGUGUUGUGUUACUGCUUAAUGGCUCGAGCCCUGUGUCGGCCCAGACAAGGAGUUUCCGCAGGCCAACGGGGUGCUGCCUCGCGUCAGAAAUCCAUCAAGCUCAUCGUUGUUGUAUUGGUGGUGUUUGCCGUGAGCUUUGUCCCGUUUCACAUCACACGGACCAUCUACUACACGUCCCGUGUAUUAGAUCUGAACUGUGAAUUCCUCAACAUUGUUAACUUUACAUACAAGAUCACCAGGCCACUGGCGAGCAUCAACAGCUGCAUUGAUCCCAUUCUGUAUUUCUUGGCAGGGGAUCACUACAGGUCAAAACUGAUGUCUGCUCUAACUGGAAAAAGACAAACGACAAGCAGCCAAAGCCCUGAACAGGCACAAACACAGCCAAUCAAUAACCACAACAUCGCUCUGGUGUAUAAAAACUCAGCUCUGAAAGACAGUGGAGAAAUCCAGAGAUAGUGUGAAAUAUGUAUUGACAAUUCCUACUCCAGGCUAAGCUAACUUUUACAAUGUAGGAAGAGAACCAGCUGCUGUUAUCUUCCUUUUUUUAUUUUGCACUAAGAGAUAUGGAAGAGAAUCUGAUUACCACAUUUUUUCACAGUGUGUGAUAGUACUCCAUUAAACCUCUGUAAUAACCCGUGUUUUGAUUACACUCACUUUCUUGAGGUCGCUGUGUUAGACAGAUGAAAUUGAAGCAGUUUUUAACCUAAGAGUUUUUACUGUCAGGUGUUCCUCUUUGUUGAGAAAAUGAUUCCUUUCUAGUAGAAAAGUUUCCUGCUUGAUUUUUUAAAUAAUGGGAACAGCAGCAGUGACAAAGGUGGUCACAGCUGCUCUAAAGUCCAUUUUGAAAGAUUCAGUUUGUGUGUGUAAGAUAGUACAAGUACUGAUCUAACAUAUAAUAACAAAUAUGUCUGAUUUACUGGCUGUUUCUGUCUCCAAAAUUAGGCAAUCCUUCCUGUUUUAUCAACAUUUUAUGUGUUACCAAGAAACUGCAGCUCUUGACACCAGCUGUUUUUGUCCUUUACUUUUCACAGUUGUCUGUCUCUUGCUCCACUAUGGAGCAACAACAGAGACGCUGAUCUGGACGAGAGAUAUCAUUUACAAACCGCCCAUGCAUCAUUAGAAGAAUAAUGGAUUUUCCUUUUCACUUCUUUACCUUUGGGAUUGAUACAUGAAAUCUAAAAGCUUGUUUGCUAUCAGGACUCUAGGCUAAACUCCUUGAUAGUUUUAGUCAGAGUAGGAAACUUUUACUUACUGUAAUUCUACAGAGUAGGAAACUUUUACUUACUGUAAUUCUACAGAGAGUAGGAAACUUUUACUUAUGGUUUUUCUACAGAGCAUCCGUCACUCUAGCCUUGUUUAUAAUGUUGAUGUAUGCAGCAGAUGUUUUAUACAGCUCUGUGUCAUAUGUUUUCUCAUGAUACUAUAUAAAAGUAGUAUCUGUAAAGAUGUUCUUUAAAUAACAGAUAUUUAUCAUGCAGUGUGAAUGUGAGAGUUACUGUGGAUUACUGUGUGUCAUGUAUCAUGUAGGCGAUGAGUAAGAAAUCACCGAAAGUACAAUAUUAACCAAACUCCUUCUAUACAUGUUUUAUUUAGGGUAUUUAUGUGAACCAUCUGUGAAGCAAACCUGUAACUAACGUCACUUAAUUUGACCUAAAUACAGUAGAUGCAGUAGAGCUGAUGUUUGGGAAUAGAAAGCAGAGUAUCUCAGGUUUCAGGAAAUAAGGGAGAAACAAAAACACCAAAGUGAUGACAAAAACAGUUUUGAUCUUUGAUUUCAUACAAACAAAGAGGGCUUUUCUUUAAUAAGAUUGUUUGCUUCAUUUCCACUAUAUCUAUGAUAAAGUUUAUAUUAUGUGACAAAGAUAAAAAGAUAGAUAUAUUUACACUAGCAUACAAGAUUAGGGCCUUCAAUCAUAAUGUUUCUAAAGUCCCUUUAAGGUUAUAAAACCUGCAGUACUUUCUGCAGUAAUACCA
Messenger RNA from Labrus bergylta (ballan wrasse), 3058 nucleotides. RefSeq names its product pyrimidinergic receptor P2Y4 (gene p2ry4). The record is from RefSeq and is a predicted model, not a curated record. Gene Ontology annotation, molecular function: G protein-coupled UTP receptor activity; G protein-coupled purinergic nucleotide receptor activity. NCBI's taxonomy places the organism in Eukaryota, Metazoa, Chordata, Actinopteri, Labriformes, Labridae. Gene Ontology annotation, cellular component: plasma membrane. Gene Ontology annotation, biological process: transepithelial chloride transport; G protein-coupled receptor signaling pathway.